AUGGCUACUGCUAUUUCCGCAAAAUCCGCUGCGCCCGCUGGUAAACUGAAGAGACCCGCGCCUAGCUUGGUCCAAACCGGUGCCAACGGCGUCAAACAUCCACAUCCUUCUCCGUCGCCUCUAAAUUCUAUGACGAGAGCUGGUGUUGCGAAUCAGGCUAUUCCCUCCCCUACAAUGGUCCCGACAGUCGCAAACGGCUUGUCUGGUCGGCUAAUGGCUCGGGCAAGGAAAGAUUUCCAGAGACCCUCUGAUCCCUCGUCAAGGUUGCGCAUAACAACAAGGGCCGGCACUAUAGACGCAAUCAAUGGCGAUAGGCGAUCCGCUACGAGGAUUCCUGAACCGUUUGUUAAAACAUCCUCUUAUAUUCUUAAGAAAUUUGCGAACUAUCCCCCUUCCUUCACAAUUCAUCUUCAUCCGACCCAUUUUCGUUUCGAGCAACAGGACGGAAGCUUUCCGUAUAACUCUGAGAUGAAAGCUAUCAUAGAGCACAUAAAAAAUGGAACCGUUCCCCAUGAUAUGAUGGAGGAGCUUUUAAAAGGUGGUGUCCGAUUUUAUGAAGGCUGUCUCAUUGUCCGCGUUGUUGAUCACAAAUCACUCUCCAAUCAUCCGAAUUCAUCAAAACAAUCCUCCAAAGAAAAGAGCUCUUUGUUCUCAAUUCACAAUUAUAACGAACAUAUCACUCCCUCUCCUUACGUACCUUUCCAAAGUCAAAAAGGACAAACGAAGACCAAUGGAGUGCAACCUUCUUCAUGUCAGUCAGUAGUAGCAUUAAAUAAGGAAAAAGAUGCAAACUCCAAGCCCUCUCUGGAGACGAAUGGAAAUGCGGUAAAGCCGAAAGUUUUUACUACUGUCCUUCAUCCUACCCCUCAAUCGUUACACGCCGAAUUGACUGUUCUAUCUAUCACUCCUGAUCCAAGAGCAUUGCCUCGCCGUCAAUCGCAAGCCUAUAGUGUCCCAAGACCUCCAAAUUCUGCACCUCUUCCAUCCCCAUCCACUCCUCUAACAUCAAAUCAACUAUUACAGGCUGAUCGUGGACCUCCGGCAAAGCGACAGAAGAUGAUGGUAGAGCCUCAUGAAAUGUUGGACUUUGAGGCUAAAAUGAUUCGAGCAACCGCCCCUCCGCUUUAUUUAUCACCGGUGGAUAGUUUUGGUGACAGCCAAAAAUUACUCAAGUUCUUAGAAUCACCUCUCCAUUGCAGCAAACCACCAUCACCGAAGACCAGGAGGCGAACAGUCGCCGAGUUGGCAGCAGAUGAAGCGCUUGCUGCGGAGGAAGAACGAUUCAUGCUUAUCAUGGAUGAACGUCUUGAACCCAUAGCCUCAGCUGCAGCCGGUGGAAGUAAAGCAGCGGUUGAUGAGGAAUGCGGUGCUGCGCCCUUCGAGCCUAGACUUUCAAGAUUUAAAACUUUGGAAAAUAUUCGCUCUCAGCUGGAAGAGAAAAAUAAACGCGAGCAUGAGCGCAAGCUACAGCAAGAUCGAGCAAAGCGGGAACAGCAAGAGGCUGAGAGAGAGAGGCGCCGCUCUGAAUUCCGCUUGGCAGAAGAUUCGGCCAGAGACGAGCGACGAAAACAAUUGGCUGCACAGCAAGGUCAACCACAGACUCAAGCGCACUUCAUAGCUGCUCAACAGAAUAGACGACCCCCUUCCCAGGGAAACCCUACUGCCGUCGCAGUCGCACAGCCAACACACAUCGCUUCGGUAUCACAGGGGCCUCAAUCUUCCCCCAUUGUGCGGAAUAUCACUCCUCACACGUCAUCGCCAUUGGUGGGGCAUGGUAUGGUUCCUAACAUGAAUCAGGGCAUUUCUAUUAGUAUGACAAGCUCUGCAGAAGCUGCUGGAAGUCCCCUUGCUGUAUCUGCUUCCAUGCAGUCUACCCAUGCAAAUGCUGUUAGCCACCAAAUGGUACCAAGUCGAAGCCAGCAAGCUCAUAGUGCACAUGGAACACCUCAGAUGACCCAGGGAACACCAGCAGUGUCUCAUGCAACUCCAAUUAUGCGAAAUAUUACACCUACCCAGCGCAUGAGCCAUAAUAGCCCUCAUACAACCACUAUGGCUCAAACCCCUGUUAUGGGCCAUGCUAUGAUGGCGCCACAGAUGAACACAAUGAUGAUGACUACACAGCAGCAGCAUGCGAUGAUGCAGCAAAGGCAGGCAAUGCUCGCUCAGCAACAACAAAACAUUGCUACCAACCACCAAUAUAGUCCACAGCAAAUGGCCCAAAUGCACGCUAAUGCCCUUGCGCAACAAAGCAUCCAGCAGGCACAACAGCAGCAACUUUUACAACAACAGCAGCAGCAACAGCAACAGCAACAGCAACAGCAACAGCAGCAGCAGCAACAGCAACAACAGCAAGCAACUCAAGCCCAAGGAGCUCAGCAACAAGUCCUUCAACCCCAGACAUACCAAGCUCAACUAUUUCGCUCACAGCUAGCACAGAUGCAAACACAGUCUGGCCACCCGCAGCAACAGCAGCCACAGCAACAUCUUACCAAUGUACCGCAACUAUCUGCUCAACAACAACAAAUGCUAGCAGCAGCACAACAGUCGGGGCAGCCUGUAAAUAACCCCAACAACCCCAGGAAGCAUCCACUGGCCCAGCAUUAUGGAAAUCUCUAUCAGAACCAUUUGCACCGACUUCGAACUGAGUUUAUGAACAAAUACUCCGCUCAAUACAAUUCCCCAAGUCAAUACCCUCCCACUCUUCGGUCUCAUUUUACGGAAGGUCUUGAGAAAGCUGCGCGCCAUUACGUAAGUGAGGUGAUGAAGAAGGACCGCGAGAACAGUCAAAAGCGUGCUUUUGCUGCGAGCCAGGCUGCCCAGAAUCAAGCCCAAGCCCAAGCCCAAGCACAGGCCCAGGCCCAGGCCCAGGCUCAUGCUCAAGUUCAAGCAUUACAACAGCAGCAACAGCAGCAGCAGCAGCAGCAGCAUAUGAUGGGCAACGGUAUCAGCAGACGCUGA
Messenger RNA from Ophidiomyces ophidiicola, 2958 nucleotides. RefSeq lists its product as uncharacterized. Bases 1 to 2958 code for a protein of 985 amino acids. The record is from RefSeq and is a predicted model, not a curated record. Gene Ontology annotation, biological process: regulation of transcription by RNA polymerase II. The transcript is spliced from 3 exons. NCBI's taxonomy places the organism in Eukaryota, Fungi, Ascomycota, Eurotiomycetes, Onygenales, Onygenaceae. Gene Ontology annotation, cellular component: SAGA complex. Gene Ontology annotation, molecular function: transcription coregulator activity.